Pteronotus mesoamericanus is the source of this 517-nucleotide messenger RNA. It is a transcript of the gene MALL, whose product is annotated as mal, T cell differentiation protein like. The record is from RefSeq and is a predicted model, not a curated record. Gene Ontology annotation, biological process: myelination. Gene Ontology annotation, molecular function: structural constituent of myelin sheath. Lineage: Eukaryota; Metazoa; Chordata; Mammalia; Chiroptera; Mormoopidae. The coding region runs from base 1 to 462 and encodes 153 amino acids. The transcript has 4 exons. Gene Ontology annotation, cellular component: membrane.
AUGGCCUCCCCCGACCCACCGCCCCCCACCAGCCAUGCACCACCUGAUGUGCCCUCCGGGUUGGCCCUGUUCUUCACCAUCCCCUAUGCCUUCUUUGUGCCAGAGCUGGCAUCUGGAUUCUGGGUCUGGAUCCUGGUGGCUGCCACCCAAGUGGCAAACCCACUGCUGCAAGGAUGGGUGAUGUAUGUCUCACUGACCUCGUUCCUCAUCUCCCUCAUGUUCCUGUUGUCUUACUUGCUUGGAUUUUACAAGAGAUUUGAGUCCUGGAGAGUCCUGGACAGCCUGUACCACGGGACCACCGGCAUCCUGUACAUGAGUGCAGCUGUCCUGCAGGCCCAUGCUACCAUCGUCUCUGAGAUCCAGGACCAAAACAACUACUUCAUAAACACCGGAGCCUCGUUUUUUGCCUUCAUCACCACCCUGCUCUACAUCCUCCACGCCUUCAGCAUCUAUUACCACUGAGGAACCGAGGAGUCCUGCCCUGUGCAAAAUGCUCUUCUAAAACCUGGGUCAUUGG